Umbelopsis ramanniana AG is the source of this 3024-nucleotide messenger RNA. RefSeq lists its product as uncharacterized. Lineage: Eukaryota; Fungi; Mucoromycota; Umbelopsidomycetes; Umbelopsidales; Umbelopsidaceae. Gene Ontology annotation, biological process: L-tryptophan biosynthetic process. The coding region runs from base 99 to 2768 and encodes 889 amino acids. The record is from RefSeq and is a predicted model, not a curated record. The transcript has 9 exons.
UCAACGUGGUCCUGCACGUGACGAGUUCCAUUGGACCAUUCUACACCUAACCCCGCUCUGGUAGAAGAAAAAAAAAAAUUAAACCCCAGCUGUCAUGAAUGGUCUCUUUGGCCAGGAACUCGAUGACAAUUCGUACUCUGAUUAUCGACAACUAUGACUCGUACACAUUCAACCUGUUACAACUGUUCCCAGAACCCUCUAAUGUAGUGAUCAUUCGCAAUGACCAGUUCACAUGGCCACAAUUCGUAUCCAGUGUUUUGCCGCAUUUUGAUAAUAUCGUCAUAUCACCAGGACCGGGUCGUCCGGAGCAUCCGGAUGACUUUGGAUUGUGUACCCCAUUACUACAAGCACAGAAAGAUGGUCCAGAUCAUUUGAGAAUCCCGAUUUUUGGUGUGUGCCUUGGCUAUGAAGGAAUUGCACAUGUUUUUGGCGGAAAGAUCGGGUAUGCACAUCGCAUUAUGCAUGGAAGAAUUUCCCAGAUCGUAAGAACCGAACAAAAAUCUUCAGGCGAUGUGUUAGAUCACCUACCUGUCCCAUUUUGGGCCGUAAGGUAUCAUUCCCUGGUGGUCGAAGCGGAAAGUCUUCCUGCCUGCUUGAAAGUGACAGCAUACUGCAGUGAACAGGAUGCUGAUAUGGAAGCCUUAGAAAGUGCACCUUAUGUCAGCGAUCAAGGAGAAUUGGCCAAUGGCUUGCACAACGAUCCCGCCAAUAUCAUUCCUCAUCCGCCACUUGAAAAUGACGAAACCGUAGACUCCGGCAAAAGAACAUUGAUGGCUUUUAGACAUGAAAGUCUUCCUCUGUGGGGUGUCCAAUUUCACCCCGAAUCUAUCUGUACAGAGUAUGGUGUGCGCAUGAUGUCCAACUUUAGCAAGCUGACACUGGAUUGGAUGGCAAAGGCUGGGAAAAAGCUGAGGAAAGAGCGCAUUCCAAGUAGCAUCCUUAAGCUCUCUGUCGUAGCGGAUGCUAAUAUGGAAAAUGUAAUGGUUGAUGGUAUCCAUAACCACCAUGAGCUUCGCAUCCUACCUGUCGACAUUGAGAAUUUUUCAGUGAAUUCUGGGGAUUUAUUCGAAGAAAUAAUUGCUAGCCAUCAGAAUGAACAAAUACCAAUCACUUGGCUUGAUAGUGCCAUGAAACAAUCUCCCUAUUCCAAGUUCAGCACCCUAGCUGUGGACCCGGCUUUCACCAUUAGUUAUUCAACAUUACAUAAGGAAGUCACCACUACAUCAGGCACUGCUAGUACACGGGAAUAUAUAACAGCCAACGAGACAUUUUACGAUCGCAUUUCCAGCAUCAUGUCCAACUUCAACGCCAUACCUCAAAAAGUAAUUAACGACGGUGGUGAUUGUGCUUUGGAAUCAUUACCUUUCCGAGGUGGAUUGGUGGGUUAUCUUGGAUACGAAAUGAAGAGAGAAAGUUUGGCGGGAUACCAUGUACCAAAGGAGCAAGAGUGCCACUGCCAGAUGCAUGGACCAGAUUCCCCUACAGAGCAGAACUGCUGUCGUUGUCAAGAAAUUCCGGACGCCGCCUUUCAUUUUGUUGACAAAUACUUCGCUUUUGACGUCAAGGAGCGCUAUAUUUAUAUCUGCUGCUUAGUGAAGUGUGGCCAGUCAAAGUUUCCUCAGGUCGGACUCUCCGAAGAAGCAUCUCGAGAUUGGAUGAGGAACAACAAGCAGCUUGUUCUUUCUAUUGCUCAACGACUAGGACAAAGCCAAAUGGAAACAGCUUGCAGUUCGCCGAUCCCAACAAACUCAAGACUGCCAACGCCACCGGAUAACAAACCUAUCUUGAAGGAGGACAUUUUCGAACCGGAUACUACCCAUUCAAAGUAUAUUGACUCUAUCAAAAAAUGCAUUGAGCAAAUUAGGGAAGGUGAAUCCUAUGAACUUUGCUUGACUACUCAGUUUCGACAUGCUUUGCACGAAGACAUUGCUACCAAUGCCUGCGACCCUCAAUUGACCAAGUUGUAUACACGGCACUUAAGACGUAACAAUCCAGCACCUUUCUCUGCUGCUUUGUCGUUUCCCACGUUCAAGAUGAGUCUGAUGGGAUCCAGCCCAGAACGAUUUCUUAAGGUAGACGGCAACGGCAUUGUUGAAAUGAAGCCAAUCAAAGGAACCGUCAAACGCUGCCUCACUUGUGUUUGCGAUGAUCAUCCUGAAAUCGACUGCGAUAUGGAUGAGGAGUGUACACGUCAAACUGCAUUGGAAGAUCAGAGACGCAUGCAGGCCCUUUGGAGUGAUGUCAAAGAACGCGCGGAAAAUCUGAUGAUUGUGGACCUUAUUCGUAAUGACCUUGCUCAUUUUUGCGAACCCAAGACGGUGUCUGUUCCAAAGUUAAUUCACGUUGAGACAUACGAGAAAGUUCAUCACCUUGUUUCUACUGUCUGUGCGCAACUCCGCCCCGACAUUGAUAGUGUCCGUGCGGUUCAAAACAGCUUUCCUCCUGGGUCCAUGACAGGGGCUCCUAAACUGCGUUCUGUUCAAAUUCUCGAUACAUUGGAGCACCACAUUCCUCGCGGCAUUUACUCUGGUUGCCUAGGCUACUUCUCAGCUGGUGAUGCUAACUCUGCGACCGGUAAAGCUACUGCAGAGUUUUCUGUGGUGAUCCGUACAGCUAUUGCCUCCACGAAGGCCACUCAUGUUGAGAUGUCCAUUGGGGCUGGCGGUGCCAUUACCUUCCUUUCAGACCCUGAGAACGAAUGGCGCGAAGUCCUACUCAAGACCAAGAGCGUCGCUCCAAGCGUAGAAGAAUACGUAGAAAAUGCCUAAGAGAAAUGAGGCAAUAGAAGAAAGACGCCAAAAAAUAUACACGCCAUCUUUUUACAUAUAACACACACUUUGUACAGUUCAACACUAAUCGAUAUAUCACGUUCAACACUGCCAUUUACUAGUACCUUUUUUGUUUUUUAUUUUCUCAUCGUCUUGUAAUAAAUCCAAAGUGGUUUUGUCUUCAAUUUUGGGUUCCUUUGAAUGUCAGAGGAUUUAUAUGUUUGACCAUAAUCCGUCAACAUUUUUCCCAUCACAG